AUGGAUCAAGAUGAACCAUUUGGUGGCAAAGUAAUAGUAUUUGGUGAGGAUUUCAGACAAGUUUUACCAGUAGUACCCCGCGCAACAAUAUCACAAACUAUUAGAGAAAGUUUAGUAAGCUCAUAUUUGUGGAGCAAAAUGAAAAAGUUGAAGCUAUCGAUGAAUAUGAGAGCAAGAACAAAUUCAACAUUUAGCGAAUUCCUUUUAAGAGUUGGAAAUGGAGAUGAACCGACAGUGGCUGAUGACCUAAUAGCAUUGCCCACUUCUAUUUUGAUAAAGAAUCAAAGUGAUGAUUUACCAGAAGAUUGUCUAAUAAAUGCAAUUUUCCUAUCUUUAGAUGAGAACUUUAAAUCCAUUGACUAUAUGAAAGAUCGAGCUAUCCUGGCAACAAAAAAUAAAUAUGUCGACAUGCUAAAUGAUAGAAUCAUAAAACAAUUUUCAGGUGAAGAAAAAGAAUUCUACAGCUUUGAUGAAGCAGUUGAUGACACUAAUCAUCACUACCAACCAGAAUUCCUAAACACAUUGCUACCAAAUGGACUACCACCCACAAGCUGGUAUUAA
Messenger RNA from Asparagus officinalis (garden asparagus), 561 nucleotides. RefSeq lists its product as uncharacterized. The record is from RefSeq and is a predicted model, not a curated record. Gene Ontology annotation, molecular function: DNA helicase activity. The transcript has a single exon. Gene Ontology annotation, biological process: DNA repair; telomere maintenance. The coding region runs from base 1 to 561 and encodes 186 amino acids. Lineage: Eukaryota; Viridiplantae; Streptophyta; Magnoliopsida; Asparagales; Asparagaceae.